AUGCUCUUUGAAUUACUACAAAAAACCUAUAAGAGUUUGGAAAAGAUAGUCAAUGUGUUAGUUGUUAUCACUUAUGCGAAUAUUGUUAAGAGAGAGAGAAAAAUUUAUGUAUUAUUUUAUUUUAAAUUAGGCUGUUCAACCUAGUUUUGUCUUAACAAAUGAAAAUGCUAAAUAUAUAAUGAAAUGUAUUAAAUUAUUUGAAGAUCAUUAUAUAAUUAUAAAUCCUUAUUAAUCCAUUCUUAAAUACUAUUUGUAUGAAAUUUGUUGA
Paramecium pentaurelia is the source of this 268-nucleotide messenger RNA. The record is from the annotation of a GenBank genome assembly. Lineage: Eukaryota; Ciliophora; Oligohymenophorea; Peniculida; Parameciidae.